This is a messenger RNA of Phoenix dactylifera (date palm), 2113 nucleotides long. The record is from RefSeq and is a predicted model, not a curated record. NCBI's taxonomy places the organism in Eukaryota, Viridiplantae, Streptophyta, Magnoliopsida, Arecales, Arecaceae.
GCUCCUAUGCUUUUAACUUUAUUCCCGUUUUUAUAGUUCACUUCGUAACCUUAAUGAAAUGGAUAUGUACGGAUACGCACAUCCUUCUCAAGGAUCCCAUCACUGGGGCAACCGUCACUUUGUGAAGGGCGGGACUGGAGGGGUCCUCUGUGGAGGUGGUUGGACGUUCUCACUGAUGCACGAGGACUUGUAAGCCAAGAAACUAGUAAUUAUGACGGACAUGGACUUGACGGUGGAAACAGAAGGUUGGUGAUCGGUCUGAGAAGGGUUGUUUGGUUUCAUUCUUCUUGGUUUUUAGUUUUUGAAGUCAUGGUUUGAUUGCAUGUCUUCAUUAAUCCCCCGCAUUUUCCGCCUUGUAGAUUCAAGUGUUUCCAUUUCAUCUACAAACUUCAACUACUUUUCCAAGAACGACAGCUCGGUCUGGCUAGGUUCUGCUGAAAGGUGUACUCGAUUUCCGAACAUGCUGCUCUUGUUGGUCUGAUCCUAGUACGGUGGAAGUACAAAAUUUCCAACAAGAGUUUUUCUUCAAGAGGUGAAGAAAGCACGCGGAAGAUAAAUAGAUCAAUAGAGAAUAGAGAAGGUUAACUCGACCACCGUGAUUAGCUGGAUACAGUGUGGUCUGAAUGGUGAUGGAGGGAGACAUCCCUGGUGAGUGAUAUUAUGGCCUUUCAGGCUUGGCGUGCAUUCACAAAGGCUAAUGGGGCCGCAGACUGAGUGACUUCUUAUGUGACCUAUCACUCCGGAUGUACUCUACGAGUCGAGAAAGAAAAAUUAGCCAGAGUACUCCGAGACUUGUUAUUUUCUAAUUUUAUUAAAAAAAAGAAGAAGAAAGUGAACAGCCCGCUCAUUACAAUGUGUUUUUCUUCUAAUAUAUGGAUACGAUUCAUUAAACUUCAACAAAGAAAAGUAUGCAUUGUUUGUGAUGAUCUUGCUAGCUUUGGGUCUUGGAGGGAGGGCAACCAAUUUGCAAAAAUGGCCUUCUGGCCGACCAAAGAUGAUGGCCCAGUACUAAAAUGAAUAAAUUGGGGAAGUAGCAGUAGUUGGAGGGUCAGAGUCACAGGCUCUUUGGCCUUCACUUAAUGGGCAGACAUCCAUGAUGAUGGAAAAUGGUAAAUUCCUUGGUGAGCCAAGGAGGCCACCAAUCAUGAUGAUAAAGCCUUCUAACCCUUGGUGUCAUUCAAUUGAGUCCAUUUCAAUUUCCCUUUCAGUGCUUGGUCCUGUCGAUCCUCUCCAAAGCCAUUGCACUGAGCGCCCUGAACCCGUCCUGCGGUGACAACUACCUAUUGAUCAAUGACAACAACUUGUGUCGUUCUGCUUCGUCCUGUCCAAUUUCUAGUCUCUCAUGUCCCUUGCCUUCUCUCUCUCUCUCUCUCUCUCUCUCCCUCCCUCCUCUGAAAUGGGAGACCAAGGCGAUUCCCCUACUUCCAUAGAGAGCAGCAGUCAUGCUUGUAUUUCCACCGCAUCUCUCUCUCAAUCAAGUACAGGAGAUUUGAGAACUGAAUUAAAGCUUGGGCUUAGCUUAUCGAUCAAUUCUCAGACGUCCUCCAGUUCAAGUAGGGAACAACACUCCGAUCGGCCACCACGGACCGAACGACUCCUUCGGAGCACACCAAAUGACAGAAGAAUUCGGCAUCACCCAGCAAGUUUCUUUGUCAAGGUUCACAUGGAAGGAAUUCCGGUUGGCAGAAAGUUGGAUCUGAUUGCACUCGACGGCUAUGAUUCCCUGAUCAGAACACUACGUUGCAUGUUUAGGACCAACAUUUCAUGCCCUGGAAUUGCUCAAGUGUUUCCUAGAAGGACCUAUCAGCUAAUAUAUGAAGACAUGGAAGGAGACUGGAUGAUGGUGGGAGAUGUUCCAUGGGAGCUAUUCCUCAACAAUGUCAAGAGAUUGAAGAUCGCCAAGCCAGAUAAAUGCUAGUGUUCCUCCCACAAACCUUUAUACCUAGAGAGUGAUAAGAAGCUUAUAUAGCAGCUAUUUCAAGGUUCAAAUGUACAUACAUAGUGAAUGUAGCUUCUAUAACUGUUUUAUUUUUCCUGCCCCAUUAUUUUUAGUUCCUACAAAUCAGAACUCGCCUUUUAGAAGCUCCCAAAUAAAUGAAAGCCACUGAAGCUA